UCUUACACGUCACAUCUCUAUGCUUUGCAUUUCUAUGACCCCUAGGGGAUGGUCAGCUUCUCUGCGAUGCCCCAAGCCCUUUAUUCUCUUAUUUAUUGCCAAUAGCCGCUUUCUCUUACCGCUACUUCCCCUCCUUCCCUUCACACCCAACCUCCUCCUCUUCAUCCCCCACCCUCCCUCCUCUUCUUCUCAUUCUCUUGCUAUACGUACCUAAUAACUAACCCCAUCUUCAUUAAUUCUCUCGGCGCCAUUCAUUCCUUGAUACAUAUUAUGGAUCAAGUUGAGAUUCCUGAGUACUUCAUAUGCCCCAUAUCGCUCCAAAUCAUGAAAGAUCCCGUCACUGCCGUCACCGGCAUCACUUACGAUCGAGAGAGCAUCGAGCGCUGGCUCUUCACCGCCAACAACACCACCUGCCCCGUCACCAAACAGUCUCUGCCGAUUGACUCCGACUUGACCCCCAACCACACCCUUCGCCGUCUCAUCCAGGCUUGGUGCGCUCAGAAUGCCUCCCUCGGCGUCGAUCGUAUUCCCACUCCCAAACCUCCCCUCGACAAGUUUCAGGUCCUCAAAAUCCUCUCCCACGUUCGCAGCCCUCACUUGUCUCUCAAAGCCCUCAGGCAGUUAGAACUUCUCGCUGCCGAGAACGAGAGGAACAAGAAGUCUUUGGUGGAGGCCGGUGUUCCCAAGGUCAUGGUCCUGUUCGUUUUGGAUUGUUUCCAGAAACGACGGCUUCGCGAGGGGCUCGAGGAGGCUCUCAGUUUAUUGCAGUUUGUUAAGGUUCCUGCGGAGGAAAUCAUGCUUCUCCUGCAGCAGAAUGACCAGGUUUUGGAUUCUCUCACGUGGGUUUUAGGCUGUGAAAUAAUGGAGAACUCCGUGAUUCUCAAGUCCCACGCGAUCGCAGUGCUCAAAACGAUCGUGCAGAAGGCCGGUUCCGGCAUUAUGGAGAGGCUGAAACCCGAGUUCUUUGCAACAGUAGUGAAAGUCCUGCGAAACGGAAUAACCCUGCAAGGGAUGAACGCUGGCCUGAAAGUGCUGUUAGCAGCUUGUCCGUGGGGAAGGAAUCGCGAGUUGAUGGUGGAGGCCGGUGCAGUGCACGAGUUGAUUGAGAUUGAAUUAGGGACGCCGGAGAAGAGAACAACGGAGCUGGUAUUAGGAAUACAGUUUCAUCUGUGUUCUUGUGCAAAUGGGAGGGCCCAGUUCGUGAGUCACAGAGGCGGCAUUGCUGUGUUGACGGAGAGAAUAUUGAAAGUAUCGCCGGCGGCGGAUGAACGAGCCAUAUUUGUUCUGUCACUGGUAUCAAAGUCGUCUGCAUCGCACAUGGUGAUCCAGGAGAUGGUCCAACUAGGGACUUUGUCGAAGCUUUGCAUGUUCCUUCAGGCCGAUCAUCCGUCGUAUCUAAAAGACAAAGCAAUGGAGAUACUCAAGUCCCAUUCUGAGGUUUGGAAGAACUCUCCUUGCUUUCCUGGAUCUUUUAAUGCGAGUUUGCACAGAUGAAUAUAUAUUGAAAUUAAUAAUUCCGUCAACUUCAGGCUAAUUAAUUAGUAAGUGAUUGAAAAUUGUGAAUUUUUAAAAGCUCUCUCUCUCUCUCU
Messenger RNA from Prosopis cineraria, 1589 nucleotides. Its product is annotated as E3 ubiquitin-protein ligase PUB24-like. Gene Ontology annotation, biological process: protein ubiquitination. Lineage: Eukaryota; Viridiplantae; Streptophyta; Magnoliopsida; Fabales; Fabaceae. Gene Ontology annotation, molecular function: ubiquitin protein ligase activity. The coding region runs from base 271 to 1494 and encodes 407 amino acids. The transcript has a single exon. The record is from RefSeq and is a predicted model, not a curated record.